AUGCUCGUUUCUGGCCCUAAUUCAGAGCCUGAGGAUGAUAAUUCUCCAAUGGCCACUGAUGGUAUAAAUGAGACGGAGACGCCGACAGCACCAACAAUCGACACCGAUAUUGAUGUCGACUAUCCUUUCAUUCAUGAUCAAUCUCCACUCAAUCCCUCCAUACCCAGCCCCGAUAUUGAAUCUACGAUUCUCCGACAUCGGUCAUUAAUUGACAUAGACGAUGAAGAUGAUGACAGCGACAAUCCGGGGGAAGAUAUCCUUGGAGACAGUCUUGACGACACCAUAGCUGUCCGUACAGAGGACAGUGAUGCCGAAGACUCCGAGGAUGAACCCGAUAUCUUCGACUGGGACUCGUUUGAGUCUAAUGAGUUAACGCCAGAAGAGCUAGCAAGAACAGGAGUUGAACGAGAGCUGGCAGAAAUUGGUAUGUUAUCUUGCGAUGCUUGA
Mycena indigotica is the source of this 447-nucleotide messenger RNA. RefSeq lists its product as uncharacterized. NCBI's taxonomy places the organism in Eukaryota, Fungi, Basidiomycota, Agaricomycetes, Agaricales, Mycenaceae. The record is from RefSeq and is a predicted model, not a curated record. The transcript is spliced from 2 exons. The coding region runs from base 1 to 447 and encodes 148 amino acids.